This is a messenger RNA of Pleuronectes platessa (European plaice), 3398 nucleotides long. RefSeq lists its product as uncharacterized. Gene Ontology annotation, cellular component: chromosome. The transcript is spliced from 3 exons. Gene Ontology annotation, molecular function: chromatin insulator sequence binding. The record is from RefSeq and is a predicted model, not a curated record. Gene Ontology annotation, biological process: regulation of transcription by RNA polymerase II. Lineage: Eukaryota; Metazoa; Chordata; Actinopteri; Pleuronectiformes; Pleuronectidae. The coding region runs from base 282 to 2006 and encodes 574 amino acids.
GUAAGCCAAUCACAGACACGGCAAACGCUAAGGAAAGGGAAAAAACUAAAGCUACAGCAGAGAGGAAAUCAUGUUGUGAAAAAUGUGUGUUUGUGUCGCUUCCAUGGUUUUUAACACAUUUCUGAAUAACUGAGCGUGUUGAUGUGAGGAUUAUCUGUCGCCAGCAGCAGCGGUUUGAAUUCAUGGACAAAGACAAGAGCCACGAAACUUGAUCUGUACACACCGUGUCUCUGUGUCGCUGAACUCACGUGUCUGUGCUUCAGCAUGCUCCAUGCUCCUGGAUGGAGAUGCAUCAGUUCAUUGGGGAGCUCAUCACAUCUGGAAACACCUCCAAGGAUCAGCCAGAUGUGCUAAACGCAGCCUGGGGCAUGAGUGGAGGAGCUGGAGCGGCUCUGGGGUUCAAAGCCGCUUCGCUCGAGCCUCUGCAACAUCCUCCACCUGCGCUGGACAAGACGGAGGCAGAGGCCGGCCGACACACCCAGCCUCGGUCCCCUCAGAGGAAAGGAGAGGCCGGGGACAGAAGAGAAGGUGUGCAUCACGCCUGCACCUGCCCUGGCUGCCCUUACUCCACGUCCCCGCCUUCCUUUGAGACCUUGAAACCCAGACAAUCUCUGUCUUCGAUGGGGAGGUCAGACGCCGUGUGCCACCCCAAAGACCUCAGCGUGUGCCUCCCGGACACCACCGGACAAAGCAGCAGCAGCAGCGGCGCAUCCGAGUUAGGGACCAGGACGUCGGGCCGGCUGCAGGGGGAGGACGCAGACAGAGGGACCCAGGGCCCGAACCAGAACUCAGAGGCUCAUCCAUCCAGAGCGUCCUCUAGCUCCUUGUCCAGUCUGUCCGUGUUCCCCUGCCUGUGCUGCCAUCGCAGCCUCCAGCCGUGCAGUCAGUCGCCAAGCAGCCAGGACGGCUCAGAUUCGCCGCUUUCCCAAACCCACGCCCAUCAUCAUUUUCAUCACCACCACUGCCCUCUGACCUCUUGUUUUUCCUGCCCUCAUCUUGCCCACUCUAGCUCCCAGCAGCUGUCUGGUCCCUUUCCCUGCUUCUCCUGCCAGCGCUCCUUUCCCACCUGCCCUCAGGUCUUCCACAACCAGCAGAGGCCGACACAGCAGCGGGAGGAGAGAGGCAGGCCGGCCGCCCCGCUGCUGUCGCUGCACCCCUGCAUGCACUGCUCUGCCUCCUUUACACGACCGUCCCAGCUGUUGCAGCACCAGCGCUCCGAGCACGCCCACAAGCCGUCGGGCUUCAUCUGCACGGAAUGCGGCAGGGCCUUCAACUCCCACAGCAACCUGCGCAUCCAUCUCAACGUGCACACCGGAGCCCGGCCCUACACCUGCUCCGACUGCGGGAAGAGCUUUAGCCAAUCAGGGGCUCUGAAGAUCCACAGGCGGAUUCACACAGGGGAGAGGCCGUAUUCCUGCGGGUUCUGCGGCAGGGGGUUCCCCCAUCUAGCUGGGGUCCGGGCCCACCAGAGGACCCACACCGGAGAGAAGCCGUACCGCUGCAGCCAGUGUGGGAAAUGUUUCACGCAGUCGGGGGCUUUGAAGAUUCACACCCGCAUCCACACAGGAGAGAGGCCCUUCAUCUGCAGCCUCUGUGGGAAAAGCUUCUCCAACCGCUCUGGGAUCCGCUUCCACUACCGCACAGUCCACGGCCUGGCGUUCGAAAAUGCAGGUGAAGCUGGGGCUGGGGGAGCGCAUGGUGGGGCAGCAGGCCGGGGUUAUCCCAGGACUUUGCCCCCGGCCAGUGUUGGCCAAAAUGCACCCAACAGGACGGAUAGUGAAUCACAUCCACCUGCGACUUCCAGAGAAUCUGCUGAGUCGACCGCUGCUGAAGCAAGAAACCCAGGCAGUAACAGAGAGCGGCUUCUGUACACAUGUGAAGACUGUGGCCUGCGUUUUAAAGAUGCCCCGUCCAGGAACAGACACCAGACCCUGGAGCACUACUCCUCUGAGGGGAGAGACGAGGAGGAGGGGGUUGGAGCAGAGGAAAGAGUUAAGCACAAAUGAGAAGGUCCAGGGUAAAGGGGGAGAGUGAAUCAAUGAGAGAUGAUACCACUUUGCGUAUCAGCCUAAAACAACAAUUUUCGACAGUUACCAUUUUUGGUAUCGAUAUCAGAACAUACCUAAAAUGAAUGUUGUUGGGGCAUCAACAACACCAAAGUAUGUAAAGUUUUUAAGUGUUUAAAAAAUAUUUGUGUGGAACAUAUAUAUUCUUGUUAUUGAACUACUUCUUUUUGAGCUAUGUGGCUUUAAAAUAAGUUUUCUCUGAAUAGACUUAAAAAUUUUUUUCACCCCUUAAAGGUUUUCAAGGAGAGAUUCUGUACACAUAAUAUGCACUUGUUCCAAUUAUCAAAGCAAAAUAGUCUUAAUAGUUCUUCAGCCUUUAAUUGAUCAUUGUUAGAUUUUCUAUUAGUGAGAUAAUCAGGUGUGUGUGUAGCUUCAUGCUAUUGGCUUAAAGUCGAUGCUGCAGUAACACACCCACACACCAGGCCAACGUCUGAACGGUUUUCAGUCGUUUUAUUGUGCCUUAUCCAGCAGUGGAAGAAGCUGUAUUCUUCUUGUUUUAUUAGAGCCACAAAAAACAAUCACAAAAUUCCCCAGGAAUUACAACACUUUAGUAACAGUUUCAGAUAGAACGGAGGGCUGUCUCUACCACCUGGUCUCAUUGUAAUCAGAAAAGUAAUAUUUUUUAUCUUAAAUAUAUAUCAUAUAUUUUUGUCGUAUCAGUUGAAUUAAAUUAUGUUAUUGAACUGUUUAUGACCUUUAUAUCUCAUAUGAAAAUAGCUAAUUUACUUUAUUUGUGCUUCUCACUGAGAAAAAUGUUCAAAGUUGAAUAAGCAACGAAGAGGCCACACCCUGGCUCCUUUAGUAUUAGUAUAGUUUUUGUUGUUGUGAUGAAAGCUCUGGAGUUGGUCCAAGUCUUGCUCUAGGAAACUGCAGUAGUUUAAAUAACAUCUGAAGUCCUCUCUCCCAAUAACGUCGUAACCUUGCCUAUUGUGCCUUUCUGUAUUAAAGCAUAUUUGAAACCAGUAUUUGUUUGUUACUGUACAAUGUACGUUAUAAAUGGAUGAUGGUUAUCUGAGGAACAACAACCUGCCGAUUAAAGACAACAAUCCACUAUUGUUAGAUAUUCAAAGAGAGCCACCUAGUGGUUAUUUAAAAUCACAGCAACAUCUGAACCACUUCGUUACAGUGAACCAUUUAAAGUGCUUCUUAAAUGUUUCCUCUUUACAAAACACGUUGAAAUGACACUUUGUGAAUACAAGGUUUGGUGAGUUCGAGUAACAUUCAGUUGUUUGCAUUAACCUGUUAAACAGACUGAUCCAUACAUUACUGUAUGUAUUUUCUGAAAGUGCAGCACAUGACAACAAUAAACAGUAUCUCUGAGACACAACUGAA